GGAAACAUGACAAUGACAAUUAUUUCCACAGUUCGCAGGACUCACGAUUAAUUCCUUUGCGAGAAUAUUCGCAGUUUCAUGUUUGUAAUUAAUUGAUAACAGUGGAGAUUUUGAGCAAAUUAAGCGGUUAUAAUUCCACAGCAGUAAAAUGGCCUUCAAAAUGUCCUAUAGUUUUGAAGGUAAUCUGCGGCGUAGACCCGAGCAGAAUCUUUCUGGGUCCAGUAAGAAACAAACAAGAGAAGCGCUUAUUCAGCGUGCACAUGAAGAACGUCUUAAGCGGCAGUCUGAGAGGUUGAGAGUUAAAAGUGCACAGACUAUUCAGUCAUAUGCAAGGAGUUAUCUUACACGAAAACAUGCCAAGGAGGAGCAAAGGAAGUUGUUUGAUCAGGAUAAUGAGGAGAAAACUAUUGAUUCACAGUUAGCCAGGCUGUUAUUUUUCUAUCAUCCAAAUGCAGAUAUUGUUAGAAUGGAAAACAUUUGUAUGUCAUUGAUUCCACUCAAAGAAAUAAUUCUAUCGAGAAUGUCCACUGAUGUCAAAUUCAUGUGGUUAAUUAAAAGAUUACUUGGUAAAUGCCUAGUUUUAAUGUCCCAUGAAGAGAAACUGCUGCUCGGGGCUGAAAUGUUGAAUAAUUUCUCAAAUUCACCAGAGAUUCAACAUUAUUUAAUAUCAACAACAGGUUAUUACAAAACACUAAGUAUUCUCUUUGAAAAAACAACAAUUCCUGAAUUAUUACAAUCACUACUGAAACUAAUCGAGCAACCAUUCAUUUUUAUCCCACCGAGCAAUAAUGAAGCAAUGAUUACUUCAAUGACAUCAGAGUUUGUCCAAUACUUUAUGUCACAGAACGUAACACUCAAAAUCAAGAAUAUUCUCAUUCCUUACUUGAGUACAAGCGGAACAUUUCCUUAUCAACAUUUUGUUAAAUAUAUUUCUGCACAGACAUCAACAUAUGAUGCAUAUAUGAAUAAUAUACUUUAUUGUAUGUUAUCAUUGGAGAAAACAGAUCAUAUAUGUAAAGAAAAUAUUCAACUAUUAUCACAAUUAACGCUGAAUUUAUACCAAUUACAAGACGCAGAUUAUAUGAAUUCCAGAGAUGAUGACAGCGAUGAUGAGUGUAUGGAUGUAACAACAGGGUGUUUCGCGAUUUCCGAGUAUUUAGCACUUUUUAAUAAGUCUGAACGUGUUUGCGGGUUGAUUAACUUCUGUGUGUGGAAUACUGAUGAUGGGGAACUGAUGGGAUACAUGACUAGACUGUGUCAUAAUCUUUUGCUUAUUUAUAAGGAUUCAAUUAGGAAAUUUAUGUUGGUAUAUUUGUUAGCACAGGAAGCCAUUUUCUUGCGUGAAUUAUGGCUAUCAAUAAAACGCAACGAGAAGAAUAUUUUUGACAGCGGGACAACAAAUAUGAGCACAGCUAACAAAUGGAAAGAGUCACAGAUUCCUGUUUCUGUAUUCUGUGAUUUAUUCACGUUUUAUACUGAAAAAUUAACAGAUUCAGGUGCAAAAGAUACAAGUGAAACCUUCAGCAAUGAAGAAUUAGCUGAAAUCUCCGAAAUGCUGAAACAAGUCGCCAUUAGUUUGAUUGAUGUAGCGUAUCCAAUGUGUCGCACACCCAACAGUGUAGUAAUCACACACGAAACGCUGCACUUUUAUUACAGUGCGCUGCGUGCGGUGAAAAAACUCCACAUGUUGGAUAUCCGCAAGAAGUUUUGCGAGAAAAACUUCUGGACGAAGCGUAAAGUUCACGUCUCGCCCGAUUUAGCAAAAAAGAAUUAUUUAAUGAAGACUUUGCGGCCGUUUUAUGGCGUUGUACCAAAUGAUGACGACAGUGAAAAUCUUCCGCCUUUAUCCACAAUCGAACAACGUUCACUUGCAAUACUACAAGAACUUCCAUUCCUGCUUGAAUUUAACCAACGCGUGAUGAUUUUACGCCAAUUGUGUUACUUUGGUUUCGGUAAUGUGGAAGCGCGCUUGCGCAGUGAAUUCACCAGCGAUUUACCAAUCACAGUGCGCAGAGCUUAUUUAUAUGAAGACGCAUUUGAUAAACUUAGCCAACGUAAUGAUGAUGAUCUGAGACAUAAAUUACGUAUACAAUUCAUUAAUAAUGUCGGUCUGGAGGAGGCUGGCAUUGAUGGUGGUGGAAUUUUCAAAGAAUUUAUCAAUGAAGUGCUCAAAACUGCGUUUGAUCCAAACCGAGGCUUCUUUUUGCUUACUGGUGACAACACACUGUAUCCAAACCCACAGGUGCAUUUAUUAUUUGACAAUUACAUCGAACACUAUUAUUUUAUUGGAAGAUUAGUGGGAAAAGCGUUGUAUGAAAAUAUUCUAGUCGAUUUACCUCUUGCGGAGUUUUUCCUUGCGAAACUUCUCGUGGAUCGCGCAAGCGCACACUACUUGGAGUCGUUAGAUCCGGUCCUGUAUCGCAAUUUAUUGUAUUUACGUGAUUUUAAGGGAGAUGUACAAGAAUUGGGCUUGGAUUUCACUCUAGUUCAUAAUGAUUUAGGCGAGACAAGAGUUUAUGAAUUAAAACCGAACGGUAGCAACAUUCCAGUGACGGAUUUCAACCGUCUUGAAUAUAUUCGUCUCCUAGCUGAUCUUAAACUUAAUUCUCAAUUGAAAGAACAAUGCGGCGCGUUUCGUGAAGGUCUCAAUUCAGUCGUACCUUUAUUAUGGUUGAAAUUAUUCAAUCAUAAUGAAUUGCAAGUCAUGAUUUCCGGCGAUACGCAAGAAAUUGACAUUGAAGACAUGAAAACACACACGGUGUAUGGUGGUGAGUAUAACACCGAACAUCCAACGAUUGUUAUGUUCUGGAAUGUGGUGAAAACAUUCACCGAUGUACAAAAAAAGAUGCUGCUGAAGUUUGUGACGAGUUGUUCGCGGCCGCCAUUGUUGGGAUUCAAAGAGUUGAAUCCUUCGUUUGGUAUUCAGUCGUCAGGCAGUGAAGAUCGCAUGCCUACGGCUAGUACAUGUCUUAAUCUAUUGAAAUUACCGGUGAUAAAUGAUGAGGAGACGUUGACGCGGAAGUUACUCUCUGCCAUUGAACAACAAGCAGGGUUUGAAUUGUCUUAAAUUGUAUAUUUAUUGUUUUGUGGAAUAAAAUUUACUUCUGUAAA
Dalotia coriaria is the source of this 3111-nucleotide messenger RNA. Its product is annotated as ubiquitin-protein ligase E3C. NCBI's taxonomy places the organism in Eukaryota, Metazoa, Arthropoda, Insecta, Coleoptera, Staphylinidae. Gene Ontology annotation, biological process: protein polyubiquitination; ubiquitin-dependent protein catabolic process. The transcript is spliced from 11 exons. Bases 149 to 3067 code for a protein of 972 amino acids. Gene Ontology annotation, molecular function: protein binding; ubiquitin protein ligase activity. The record is from RefSeq and is a predicted model, not a curated record.